GGGAAAGGGGGGCGCAUGGUGUAUGGACGAAAAGACCAAUCUAUAUCUUCCAUCCUAGGCCGGCCACCUCCAAGCAACAAGUUACACUCGCCUCUUUUUCACACAACACAUCCAAACAGACACUCCUGUCCUUCACCAUUCCAAGUCCCCAGCUCUCUCUCCUCCUCCCAUCCCCGAGCUCCUCCUCUCCUCCUCCCCCUCUCUCCCAGCAAGAAAUCUUCCAAGUUCCACACCUCAAUUCCGCCCUAACCCUUUUUCGAUCUCUCUAGCUAGCCACAAGUCCACGCCGGCGGCCGAUAGCACACCACUUUGCUCUCCGCAACUUGCGAGAGGGAUCAAUGGAGCUGUUCCCGUCGCACCCGGACCUUCAGCUCCAGCUCCAAAUCAAUCCGCCCCCUGCCACCAAGCCAAUGGACCUAGGGUUUUGGAAGAGGGCUCUUGACACCACCGCCGCCGCCGCCGCGACCUCAGCAUCAGCGGCAGCAACCUUCACACCCCCGUCCAUCGCCAGGACAUACCCCUCGGCGCCGGCAGCUGCCGGCGGCGGCUUCCAUGCAGCGCACUACGGCGCUGCCGAUGGCCACCUGGGCGGGCUGCAGUUCUUGCAGCACACCCAGCCCAUCCUCCACGAGGUGCAGGACCUGGCGGCGAUGAAGCCCAUCCGGGGCAUCCCCGUGUACAACACCUCGCAGUCCCUCCCCUUCCUCCAGAGCCAGCUCCACCACCACAACCACCACCACCAGCAUUGCUACGACGCGAUCGGCGGCGCGGCGGGCGGGCCGAGGUCGCCCGGCAAGGUCGGCGCGCUGCGGCUGGCGGCGCCGCCGGCCAAGCGGAACUCCCGUGCGCCCAGGAUGCGGUGGACCACCUCGCUGCACGCGCGGUUCGUCCACGCCGUCGAACUGCUCGGAGGCCACGAGAGAGCAACGCCCAAGUCGGUUCUUGAGCUAAUGGACGUGAAGGAUCUAACCUUGGCCCAUGUCAAGUCUCACUUGCAGAUGUACCGGACCAUCAAGACCACUGACCACAAACCAGCCGCUGCUUCAUCCUACGGACAAGCAAAGACAAUCAUCGACAUCCCUGACGACAGCUCCUUCGACAUCGCCAACACCAGCGGGUCUGAGUCUUCAGUCCAGCAAUCAAAUCUUGACGGGAACGAGCAUGGAUCCAACAUGUGCGCUCUAUGGAGCAACAACUCCUCCAGCAGAGGGGCCUGGUCGUUCCACGGGAAAUCAAGAUCAGAUGCCAACCCAGGCGACAUCAAAUCCUUUGAGGACGUGCAAUCGCAGUGCCCCAAUGUCGUCGCCGACGAUGCCGCCGACUUGAUGUCGGCUCCGUUCCGAUUGUCGGAGCUAGUCGUCGGCACCAAGAAACCGAAUCUGGACUUCACCCUAGGAAGAAUGUAAGGCCGCCGUCGAUUUGUCGACCGGACGGCAACGGAAGAUAUGCGUAGCUAGCUAGCUAUAUGUGACCACCGAUCUAGAGAUUAAUCAUCAGAUGCAUACUCGUGUGGCUCCCGCCCCAUAUGCACGUAACGUACGAAGCGGAGGAGGAGGAGAGAACCGGAGCUAGGAGAUGAGAAAGCAAAAGAGGCAUGCAGCUGGGGAAUUAAAGAAUAAGACGAGACCACCGUUGAUCUAGGAACAAAGUGCAAAAGGGGCCAGGGAGGGAGAGACAUGGGUGCGUGCAAGUGUGCGUGCGUGGUAGAGAGAUGGAUAGUGAGAUAGAUAGGCUUUAUCAAAGGCAGUCAGGAGCAUGCAACAAGCUGGUUAGCUUGCCUGCUUGCUUCUGGUGCACAACACACACACGAUGUAGCUUGAAGAGUGUGUGUAUGUGUGCGUGCACUUCAUGGCAUGCUGCCUGAUGAGACAGAGCUGCUAGGUUAAGAAAGGUCUCAUCUUUUUGUUAUGCCACAAGAAAGGUGUAAAGCUGAGAUGCUUAUGUUACAUAUAUGCGUGUGUAGUGUACGUAUGGACCAUGCAAGCAUGUAUUAUGAUGGA
Triticum urartu is the source of this 2000-nucleotide messenger RNA. RefSeq names its product putative transcription factor KAN2. The record is from RefSeq and is a predicted model, not a curated record. Gene Ontology annotation, molecular function: transcription cis-regulatory region binding. NCBI's taxonomy places the organism in Eukaryota, Viridiplantae, Streptophyta, Magnoliopsida, Poales, Poaceae. Gene Ontology annotation, biological process: regulation of DNA-templated transcription; abaxial cell fate specification. Gene Ontology annotation, cellular component: nucleus.